Molecule: messenger RNA, 1107 nt
Organism: Aaosphaeria arxii CBS 175.79
Lineage: Eukaryota; Fungi; Ascomycota; Dothideomycetes; Pleosporales
Exons: 1
Coding region: 1-1107 (368 amino acids)
Biological process (GO): proteolysis
Molecular function (GO): deNEDDylase activity; cysteine-type peptidase activity
Source: RefSeq, a predicted model, not a curated record
AUGUCUUAUCCUGCAUCUGAGCCUUCAUCACCCAAGACGCAAGAUGUUUCCAUCUCGGAGACGCAAGUAGAUCCUAGUUUCGAGCUCUUGGACUCUUUGGAUGGAGAAAUCUUGCCAUUUCCCGGGCGAUGCACUCCCUCACCCGACGCAGACAUAGGUCAAAGUCUGAAUAGCCUGUUCGCCAAUGACGACGAUGUGCCCGAUCUGGACCCAGCAGACCAAACCUGCGACAGUACAAACAUUGAAGCCGAAAAGCCAACCGCAGGACCCUUUCCAUCUGAUGUAGACGCUCUUCUAAAAGAGAUACCCUUCACCGACCAGACCUUCCUCGAGCUGGACAACUCCUCCAUCACCAAUAGAGACUGGUACAGCAUCCUGGAAACCGAGGCCGAAAGCUGGUGGAGCGACGGGAUCCUCGACGUCGCCCUGGAGCUCCUCGCCCGCAAGAUGCAGUGCGAUCGCCAGGGCAUCGCCAUCGCACCGUCGACAAUCUGCUCCAUGAUCGCUAGUAUCAACCGCUGGGAAGCCGACGUCGACGAAGAAGAAGAAGAAGACCUGGGCGUCACCUACCGCGCGGAAAAAGAGCGCUUCGAAAAUCACAACUGGAUCUUCCUACCCGUCAACGACGGCAUGUUCAGCAUGACCGGCCGCGGGUGUCACUGGUCGCUCGUGGUGGUGGACCGCGCACGCCGUGUCGCGACGUACUUCGACUCGCUGUUCCUCGACAGCCCGAAGUGGCACGACUACGGCGAGCGUCUCGUGAAGGGUCUAGGCAGGCUCCUCGGCGAGACGUAUGCGUUCAAAGUCGACGCAAACAGUCCGCAGCAAGACGAAGACAACAAAACGGACCUGGAUCACGGCCCCUGUGGCCCAUUCGUGUACGAGUUGACGCUGAGGUUGGUCACGGGCGUGUGUUGGUAUCAAGAGGAGGGAAAGGGCGAGAUAUGUACGAUGGAGUUGCCAGACGAGUUUGGGAAGUCGGCGGAGUGGGGGGUGGAUACUUUGAGUACGAGGUAUGAUGUUUGGAACUAUAUGUAUCAGGCUAGGAGCGACAUCAUCGCUGCUAGAGAGGCGGAUACACCCGCUGAGACGAGUGCUCCGGCUUGA